UACUGUCAAUGGUAUUUUUCUGUCGAUAGUAUUGUCUCAAGCACAAGAUUAAGAUUGCAGCAUCUACGCCGAUCGCUAUAAUUUCACCCAAAUAAUCCAUUUCGUCUUAGGUCGAACAACUGCAUUACGGUCGUAUAUUACCACAUAAGUUUGCAUAAACCGUGUAUAUUUGACGUCUAGCUAUUGAAAUUUAUAAAUAUCAUUUGACAUUAGUUCGAAAUGGUUCAAAAUCUAUCUAGUGCAUUUAGACCAACAAAGUCAUUUUUUUUAAUAAUUGACAAAUAUUUUUCCACUUUGAAGUUGUAAUUGGUUUUAUAUACUUUGACAGAUCACUAUGCGAUAUGUGAUCAAAAAUGCAAUCCCUAGCAAAAGAAUUUUAUGCGAAUUCAAUUUUUGACAGGCGAGUGGAAUUAUAGGUUAUCCAAUGAUAAACGUCAAACUAUUUAAUCCCACAAUGGGAUUGUCGAGAGUGAUUUUCAAGCAAUGUUAUGGAACACCAAAAGUUUUCUGCAGCGUACUAAACAAACAGAAAUAUCUAUCUUUUCAUUUGUGCCAUGGUGCAGAUCAUGAUAAAACGGAUAGUACAAGAUUAUUUACCAACAUGUGCCUUCUGGCAGUUGGGUGUUUUGGAUUGUGUUUGUUUAAAAAGGAUUUUUCCGUUUUCCCUUCUGUCAAAGCUGCAAGUAUAUUUUCUAAAGAUUUGAAAGGAAGACGAGGCCAAUACAAUUUCAUUGCUGAUGUGGUAGAAGUAUCAGCUCCUUCAGUUGUUUAUAUUGAAAUUAAAGACAGUAGAAGAUUAGAUUUCUUUACUGGGCAACCAGCUACAGCUUCGAAUGGAUCAGGGUUUAUAGUAAGACAGGAUGGACUUAUUCUAACAAAUGCCCAUGUUGUAAUUAACAAACCAAACAGCCAAGUUCAAGUUCGUUUACUGGAUGGUACUACAUACACCGGGACAGUUGAAGAUGUAGAUAUGAGGUCUGAUUUAGCAACUGUACGCAUUCCAGUUAAAAAUUUGCCAGUGAUGAAACUAGGUUCUUCUUCAGAAUUGAGAUCAGGUGAAUUUGUGGUUGCCAUGGGCAGUCCAUUAUCCUUAAGUAACACUGUGACCUCAGGAGUUGUCAGUACAACACAUAGACCAUCUCAGGAACUUGGCUUAAGAGGAAAGGAUAUGACAUAUAUACAGACUGAUGCAGCUAUCACAUUUGGGAAUUCCGGUGGACCUUUGGUGAAUUUGGAUGGAGAAGCCAUUGGCAUAAAUGCUAUGAAAGUUACAGCUGGAAUAAGUUUUGCAAUACCAAUAGAUUAUGCAAAAGAUUUUCUUAAAAAAAGUGAGGAGAGAAGUAAACAUCCUACAGUUAGUUCGGCAAUUAGAAAUCGUUACAUGGGUAUCACAAUGCUGACUUUGAGCCCUGAUAUUUUACAAGAACUGAUACAAAGAAAUCAUCCUGUACCUACCGAUGUACAUCAUGGUGUUCUAGUUUGGAAAGUUAUUAUAGGAUCACCAGCACAUUCUGGUGGCUUACAUCCAGGGGAUAUUGUAACUCACAUUAAUAAAACACCUGUAAGAACUGCAUCAGAUAUUUAUUCUGCCUUAGCCGCACAUCAAAUUUUAGAAAUGACAGUUGUGAGAGCUAUGCAAAGAAUUACAGUAAUUAUAAGGCCUGAAGAAACGUGA
Molecule: messenger RNA, 1675 nt
Organism: Ctenocephalides felis (cat flea)
Lineage: Eukaryota; Metazoa; Arthropoda; Insecta; Siphonaptera; Pulicidae
Product: serine protease HTRA2, mitochondrial-like
Exons: 5
Coding region: 425-1675 (416 amino acids)
Biological process (GO): positive regulation of apoptotic process; proteolysis; programmed cell death
Molecular function (GO): protein binding; serine-type endopeptidase activity
Source: RefSeq, a predicted model, not a curated record